AGUGAGCAGCGACAAUACCUUAAGUUGUCAAACAGCCGCAACACGAAACUCCACCACUUGCAAUACUUCUGUCGCUCAUUAGUUUAGUUUGUGAUUUAUUUUCUAAAAAUGAGUGGAAAAAACUCUGUCGAUAGCGGAAACCUUUCUAAAGCGUCUUGUUCUGGUUCUACAACCGAUAAUUCCGACAUAGACGCAUCACUAAGUAAAAAAAGAAAAACAAGUAAAAAAAGAAAAACAAGUAAACAAAACACAGUUUCACCAACACAACAAAAAAAUUUUAAUUUUGAUGCCGCUUCUUCGCAACUCAUGUCGCACUAUCACCAAAUUACAUAUAAUGUUAAAGAUAACAAACAAGCCAUUCAAAAAUUGGGUAGUUUGGACACUAUAAUAGAAUCGCUAAAAGCGUCUCGCGACUCAGUGAUUGAGAAACUAAAGGAUAUUGAAAAACAAUUUCCAAACCCAAAUUACCAAUCUCCAAAAAAAAGAAAACGGUCGCCAAUCGAUAAAAGUGUACCUCAAAACAAUGUAUCAACCGAAGAAAUCAUUGAUGCAUUCAGGCGUGCUUGUAUAAGCAUAAUAGAUCGGUGUAUGGAUAUUGUAAUUCAAUCCGAACCAACAACUUACCAUAUUCAGAGAUUGAAAGAUGUGAAAAGUUUAUAUGAUGGACACGUAUUUUUGUUGACGGCAGCAAUGGGGGUAAUCAAAAAUAUGUUGGCGCCGAAAAAGAUGGAUCAACGGCCUUUAAUCUAUCAAACCUUGAGUAAAAUGAACAAAAUAGCAAAGUAACAAACGGCAUUCUUCUAUCUUUCUCAAUUAAGUUCGAACAUUUAUAUCCUUGUUGAAUAACUUUUGAUAUUUCAUGGUUCAAUAGGUCAAUUGAUUUGAAUUAAAAUGAAUGUUUGUAUGGAAAAUGA
Messenger RNA from Contarinia nasturtii (swede midge), 914 nucleotides. RefSeq lists its product as uncharacterized. The record is from RefSeq and is a predicted model, not a curated record. Bases 109 to 786 code for a protein of 225 amino acids. The transcript has 5 exons. NCBI's taxonomy places the organism in Eukaryota, Metazoa, Arthropoda, Insecta, Diptera, Cecidomyiidae.